UUUAUAUUUCCGUCUGCAGUCUCACCAGUUGCUGAUUGUGUUUGUGGUCAAAACAGAUGAUUUAAUCUUUCAUUCUAACAGGUUCCCUCACAGUGUCGCAAUUGUGUGUAUAUAUGUAAGGCCUUCAUGCUACAUGCUGUCACCAUCUAUAAUGCAUGAUAUCACUCUGGGAGAGAAGCAUCUGCCAGAUGUUAUUGUCAUCACUUUAAUCAUCGGGCAUUUUUAAAAAAUUUCACAAAUAAAGUAUUUCUCAUUUACCAAAAAAAUCCCAAACCCAAAAAGUUUAGUCUUUUUGGUUGUCUGUGAAGUCCCACAGGCAUCACGUCAUGAGCGUUGUAAAGCGUGUUUACGGAGCUUGAGUGUGUCAAGUCACAGCAGGUUGUUAACCUGUAGUAGCAUGCUCAGAUGGUUUACAGAUGUAACAACUAUGCAUGACAAAUAGGAGUGUGAAUGUGUGCGCAAAGUCAAGACCACAUAUUACAGGAAUAUGCGGAAGAGUGAGUGUAAGGUCAUUUCCUUCUUCAUUGAAGAAAAGAGCAUUAGGUGUAAGGUUGGCCAAACAGGAGUGACAGGAUGAUCUGUAAAUUACAGCAUGGUUUCGUUACUGUCUAUUUCUCACAUCCAAUGCAAAUACAAGUGCUGGUUUUCUUUACAAAGUAGAUUCAGAUAUGACGAAUAUUUGUACAAAAGAGCAGCCGGUUAACCAAAGAAGAGUGAUGGAGUGGGCAUUCAAAUAUGACCGGUCUUUUAAGUAAUUAAAAUAAGGAAAACAAGUCAAGACUUUAGAGUCAUACCUUAUUAGAAACCCUGUCAUUCCAAUAAGGUAUGUAAUCGUAUUGGCCAACCGGACUGGCACAAUUCAGAACCUUGUCAUUGAUCUCAAUGAUUUAAUCAUCAGAUGAAGCUGUCAUUUAUCAGCAACCUACACUCGUAGUUUUGACCCCCUCACACAGCCGCUAAGGGUUUUGGCUCAACCUCCUAUGUUAUUGCACAUCAACACCUAUUUGUCAUAAUCAUUUAACCAUGACCUAUAAUAUAUAUGUAUAAAAGUUCCCGAAGGUAUUUAAAUAUAACCUAAUAAUAAUGUUCCACCUUCUUCUUGGCCUUAGAAAAAUGUUUCUGUACAUCCUCGGGCUGGUGGCUGUUUGGUUCGUUUAUCGCUGGUACAGAGAAACCAAAAGAGUCUCCAACAAGGAGGACAAGUAUGUGUACAUCACAGGUUGCGACUCCGGGUUUGGUAAUCUCCUGGCGAGACACCUGGACAAGCUGGGCUUCCGCGUGAUUGCAGGCUGUUACACCGGGAAGGGUGAGGAUGAGCUGAAGAAGGUCUCCUCCGACAAACUGACCACCAUCCACCUGGACGUCACCGACUCUGAGAGUGUGAGCAAAGUGGCAGCUUUCAUCAAGACUCUGGUUGGACAGAAGGGCCUCUGGGCCGUCGUGAACAACGCUGGAAUCUCAGUGCCGUCCGGUCCCAACGACUGGCUCACCAUAGAAGAUUUCAAGCCUAUGAUAGCGGUCAAUCUGCUCGGUGUCAUCGACGUGACCCUGAGUGUCCUCCCCCUCAUCAAGAAGGCCAAAGGCAGGGUGAUAAACAUCGCUAGUGUGUGUGGUCGAAUCAGCCCAUUCGGCGGACCUUACUGUGUGUCCAAGUAUGGAGUGGAGUCCUUCAAUGACAGCCUCCGUAUCAACAUGGCACCAUUUGGAGUCAAGGUGUUAUGCAUUGAGCCCGGGUUCUUUAAAACAAACGUGACUGACACGGCUCUGUUGAAGAAUAACUUGAUGAAACUCUGGGAAAGAUUACCUCAGGAAGUGAAAGAUGACUACGGGCAUGGUUUCUUGGACACAAUGCUUGAGCAGUUGGACGAGAGGUACAGGCAGAUUGUAGACGGGGACCUGAUGAAGGUGGUCGGCUGUAUGGAGCACGCCAUCUCUGCCCUUUAUCCACGCACUCGCUACUCCCCCGGAUGGGACGCCAAGUUCCUCUGGUUGCCGAUGUCGUACAUGCCGAGCUGGCUCUCAGACACGUAUUUAAUUAAAAGUAAACCCAGACCCAAAAUAUCUGUGCUGUAGUUUCUGUCACGUCAGUCA
Molecule: messenger RNA, 2091 nt
Organism: Neolamprologus brichardi
Lineage: Eukaryota; Metazoa; Chordata; Actinopteri; Cichliformes; Cichlidae
Source: RefSeq, a predicted model, not a curated record